AUGCUGCCACGUCGGUGCGGCCAGUCCCAGCGCCGACGACACCGCAGAUUCAGCCUAGAGCGCAUUCGCCUGAAGAGGCUGCCUCGGCGGGCCCUGCUGCUCGCUAUCUCACUGGCGAUCGCGCCGAUGCCCCUCGACUCGCGGGAUACCGCACUACGCAGACUGCGCGACGCUCAUUUCAGCUCCACUGUUACGAACCGUGACACUCUUCUGAAAACAUGGGAGGACUUUCACAAGGAGUGGUUUUCUCAUCGCUCCGAGGGGCCGGGAGGCUCGGUCCCUGUUUUCCCUUUGACCGACGAGUCCAUCGAGGCGGUCGCGGCCAUGAUGAAGGAGGGAGGCUACCGUUCGUUCGACCAGUACAUGUCCCGCGCAAAGGACAAGCAUGUGGAGAUGGGGUUCGCUUGGACGGACAUCUUGGACAGUGCCCGGAAGCUCGCCAGCCGGGCGGCCAAUCGCGGCUUGGGGCCCGCCCAUCAGGCCGCUGCGUUUCCGCUCCCGGCGCUCAUGGCCCUGGAGCUGGACGAAGCCGCGCUUGCCCGGGGAGGCCCGGCGGCCCCCGGGUCUAUGCCCUGCGCAUGCUGUGCUAUCCACCGUCAGCUGGACUUCCUUGACAGCAGGGGUUGGACCGACCCGUCGACGCCGCUGUUCCCCACAGAGACAGGCGGCACGGCUACCAAGGAGGCUGUGGUCAAGACUUUCGAAGCGAUCGCUUCCAAGCUGGGCCUCCCUAUCGUGGACCAGGGAGGCUACCGCCUGUGGGGUGGGCAUUCUCUGCGAGUCACUGGGGCGCAGUGGCUGGCGUCGCAAGGAGUCUCUAUAGCAGUCAUUCAGCUUCUGGCUCGCUGGAAUUCGGACGUGGUCUUCAGGUACGUGUCGGAGGCUCCUCUGCUCACUCUGGCGGAUGAAUAUCGUCGCGCCCAUGCCGCGCACCUGGUCCACGAGCGCUUCGCAGCCGCGCAGCGCACCAUCGGGGAGCUGGGACAGCAGCUGGGCGCGAUGAAGGACAGGGUUGCGAACAUGAGCAGCCAGGAGCAGGAGGUCCUCGCUUUCAUCAAGCAGUGCCAGGAGACGAGAGACAGGCGAGGCCCUCUCUUCGUCGUGUCGGAUUCGAACGUUCACCACAUACCGGAUACUUGCCGAUUCGUCGACCUUCCAAUAUUUAAAUGGAAGGCGCGCUGCGGCUGGAACUUCGGCUUGUCCGACUUCUCCUACGCGGAGUCUGCACCUCCGGACCUGAGAUGCAAGAAAUGCAUGCGGACCGCUGCGUGCUAAUACCGGGCUCGCGUCAGUGCUCAUACGGGCUGAUUCGGAUCUCU
Prorocentrum cordatum is the source of this 1319-nucleotide messenger RNA. The record is from the annotation of a GenBank genome assembly. Lineage: Eukaryota; Dinophyceae; Prorocentrales; Prorocentraceae.